AGAGUCAAAAUUUAUUUCACACCGAUUUGUUAGAAACAACUCGAUAUGGUUGUAAUAAUUCUUUUAUUUGCAACAAUUAACAUUGUUGUUGCUACAGAACCCUUUUAUUGGAGAUUGUACAAUGGUACAAUACCAAAUGAUGCUGUAUCAUCAGAAGUCUCCAAUUUAUUUGUAAGUCGAGUAGGUAGAUGUGUUGACAGGAAUAGCGUCACGUUUUAUCCAGCUACCCUUGAUUCCAUAACAAAAAGUGCUACCGCUAACAUCAUGGGUAAAAAAAGAAUUAUUACCGAUAUAAAUAAUAUUAUGAUUUUGUGCACAUCGGAACCUGAACGUCUCCGAUGGGAAUAUGUUAACAUUCAAGCCGUGAAAGGAGACUUAUUAAAGAAACUAGUCCCGGCUGGGUAUUUAGAUAACAUUGAACGGUAUGUGGGGAAAGUUUUUCACGAAAAUAGUUGGAAAAUCACCACAUUAUACCAACAUGGGCAUAAAUGGGAAGGUUUAAAUAUUUGGAAAGAUAACGGGGAUACAACGAGUGUGUACGAUUUUCAAAUAUUAAUAUGGAGUUAAAACGGAAAAUGACUUAUACAUAUACAUAGUAUGUGUAUAUAUGUAAUAUAAUAGCUAUAUAUAAAAAAUAUUGUAAGAAAUAUCUCGUA
Onthophagus taurus is the source of this 656-nucleotide messenger RNA. RefSeq lists its product as uncharacterized. NCBI's taxonomy places the organism in Eukaryota, Metazoa, Arthropoda, Insecta, Coleoptera, Scarabaeidae. The record is from RefSeq and is a predicted model, not a curated record.